GGUUGUCCGGGGAGUUUCUUUUGCUUUUGAGUGUAUGUUGAUUUGUCUGGAAUGUCUCGGUUGAUCACACGGGGAAGUUUGGCUUUGGAACGGUGAAAAGGAAGGUGGUUUAUAUAUUUAUACUGAAUGUAUCGCACGCGUUGUUGUGAAGUUUCUUCUGUUUCUCAGCUUUUUUUUCUGUAUCGCACAUAUCGCACCGUUGGAUCAAUUGAUCAUUGUGAAGUUAUACAAACAACGCAUACUGCACUGCUCUCGCAUAUAGUACCUGCCUAGUACUCGCACUCCCUUCCAUACUCACACAUCUCAUUUACAUCUAUUCUACAUCCCUACAACCUCAACUUCAACUUCAAAAAUGCACUUCUCAAAAGCAACCCUUCCUUUCGCGGCUUUGGUCUCCUAUGCUGCUGCUACGACUACAGCAGCGGCUACAAGUGGCUUCUCUGCUGCUUGUGACGCACAAAAUGUUCUCGAUGCAUGUGUGAGUUCGACGACGGCGAUCGCUCGGGCGUGUCAAACUACCGAUUAUAUUUGUUUGUGCACGAGUUGGAAUGCAGUUUUGACUUGCUACAAUGUAUGUCCCAACGACACGGGCUACACGGGGGUUCUCGCCAACAAGCAAGCCUAUUGUAACGAUGCCUUGGCCUACACAUCAACUACUACUUCCUCUGCGAUCUCAAAGGAUUGGUCUACGACUACCGCUGCAAGUGAUGCGGGUGGUGCGACGGCAACGACUACGGGAGCUGGGAGUGGAACUACUGGGAAGGCCCAAACGACUGGAGGGGGCUCAGCAAGUAAUACCGCGAGCGCGGCGGAGUCGACGGGCAGCAAUGAGAGUAGUGGGGCUGGGGAGAGGGUUGUGGGGGUUAAUGGAAUGAUGGGGGUUCUUGGGGCUAUGGCUGCUGUGGGUGCUGCGUUCUUUUAGGGUAGGGUAGGCUUAGGAGAGAGGGGGGAAAGAGAGGUAAGGGGAACGGCGGUUGAUAGGGUAUGAAGGGGUGAGUAUAUCUAAUGUGAGGGAUGCUCGGUAUGAGUUAAUUUGAGGAUGAGACAUGCUAUGAUUGAUUGAUUGAUUGAUUUUUAUUGAAUAAUGAGCGUAUGGAUGCAAUGAAUAAUAAACAUUUGAUGGAUCAAGUGGUAUAUAGUUUAAUUAACUAAUUUAAUCAUUUUAUGAACUCGGGGCA
Messenger RNA from Botrytis cinerea B05.10, 1178 nucleotides. RefSeq lists its product as hypothetical. Lineage: Eukaryota; Fungi; Ascomycota; Leotiomycetes; Helotiales; Sclerotiniaceae. The record is from RefSeq and is a predicted model, not a curated record. The transcript is spliced from 2 exons. Bases 353 to 922 code for a protein of 189 amino acids.